AUGAAUAUUCGACCUCAUAUACCUCUGUCCGACGAGUUGUCAGUUGGUCAGCGCAUGCGCUCUGCGUCCCGAGCUUCCACGAACGAUGCUGAGUCCGUUGGAACAGACGAUAAUACAGCUGCUGGCAUGGCCAUGAACCAAGAGGAUAGCAUGUAUCUCACCCCAGCGACUUCGCCUACAAUAACAGUGCCAGGAGAGGAGGAAACGUUGUCAAACGAGCUAGACAAUGCCAACCUAGAAGAUGACGGGAUCAAACAAUCAUGGCAAACGAGGAACGGCGACAACGCUUCUUCUUGUCAAACAACUCUGGCACCUCUAAGAUCUAGCCACGUAGAGAAAGAGGAGGCUGAAACUAUGCCACAUGCUACAGAAGAUUUCGACCAUCAUGAUGGUGGGAUGGACAUUGAUUCACCCGAGGCACAGUCCCCGAAAGUGUCUCAGCAGAAGGCACUCUCUUCUAGUCCUACCUCAAGCAGAGCAACACCUGCACAAGAAGCGCUACCGUAUGGUUUAGCGAAGGUAGAUAUUUCACUCAACAGAGCGAGUAAAGUCCCUCGCUGGGACUUUACAGACAAACGUCCAACCAUGAAAUGUCCUUCCUCACUGUUCCAGCCCUACUCCAAGUAUGUUGGCACACAGCAGUCAGAUCGUCAGACAUAUAACGUCGAAGUGACGAUCUUGACGGUCGAUAUGGCGCAAAGCAGUAUCUCGGGUUAUUUGAUGAUCCGUGGCCUGACGCCUGAGCAUCCCAAGCUUCAAACCUUCUUCACUGGCCAGAUCGUCGGAGGCCCAAACCAAAGGUACAGCUUCAAAACCACGGAUCCUGCCUGGGGUGCAAACGAAAAAGUGGACCUUCAGCAUUGGCUCAGAUUCCCUCCUUGGAGACAGCUGACCUCCCAUGCCAAACGAGAUAUGAGUUUUGAAUUUCCACUUGACAACGAGCCAUGGUGGACACAAGACCAUGUUUUUAUGCGAUGGAAGGAGCACUUCCUUGUUCCUGAUCACAAGCAGAGUAAUAUUCAGGGAGCCAGCUUUGAGGGAUUCUACUAUAUCUGUUUGAACCAGAAAGAAGGCAAGAUCAGUGGAGUCUAUUUCCACAAGAAAAGCGAGAAAUAUCAACAACUAGAGCUAACUCACGUUACGAAGAAGGGGCUAGGAAUCUUUGGUACCUCUCCGCUCAUUGAACUCAGAUAA
This is a messenger RNA of Lithohypha guttulata, 1194 nucleotides long. RefSeq lists its product as uncharacterized. Gene Ontology annotation, cellular component: GID complex. NCBI's taxonomy places the organism in Eukaryota, Fungi, Ascomycota, Eurotiomycetes, Chaetothyriales, Trichomeriaceae. The coding region runs from base 1 to 1194 and encodes 397 amino acids. The record is from RefSeq and is a predicted model, not a curated record. The transcript has 2 exons. Gene Ontology annotation, biological process: negative regulation of gluconeogenesis; proteasome-mediated ubiquitin-dependent protein catabolic process; protein catabolic process in the vacuole.